CUACUGACGUGGGAGCCCCGCCUCCUGGAGCAAUGCGAGCGGCACCAUUCGCGUCGCAACCUGCCUACUUUCACCUCCCAGAACAUCGUGAUUACGGAAAGUUAUGCUGGGACUUGCGCUGGCAGUUUUGCCCUUGGGAGGGCGUUUGAUCACGCGAAGAAGUGUUGCGGGCACGAUGGCCGCCGCUGGCGCGUGCACUUCGCCUGCGACAAGGGCGACGUCCAGCAGGAUCUACUUACGUCCAUGUCUGGCCCUCACCAGCCGCAGCACAUCUUCGGCGAUAUUCUGGAUAGGUUGCACGACGAUGACCGGACGUAUCUGGACCACAUCGUCAAUACCACCUUCGCGGCUAAUGCUGUUAUCUUGCAACAGGCGAAACAAGGCGAGAUCACAUUCGAUAACUACAAGGAUGCGGCGCAAAGCCUCUGCGACGACAUGUACACCUCGAUCUGCAACCGUUUGGAGAAAGCCACCUUCAGGUUGGCGUGGGCGUAUUCGACCCGAUACUAUGGGCCGGACGCGAUCCAGCAGGAGUGCGUGCCCGGCUUCAACGCCGACUUGCUGCUGAACAUUCUCAGCCCCAAGUACACUGCGAAGUUUAUGGAGUUUGCCCCUUGCGACGCUGGUUUCCCCUCGAGUGGGAAGCGCCAAUUCGGCAUCUUCGUCUUGGCGAAUAUGGUGAAAUCUCAGCUGGAGGCCGUGAGCAGCGAUCUUAGGGAAACGUUUAAGAAAUGCAUCAACCAGCCCAACUCCCUCGACAUGAUCUUGCAGGGCAGUCAGGAAUUGCAAGACGCUUGCAUGGCCAGCAUCCUGGAGCGCAACAGUCUGUUCGGCAUCCAGGUCGGCUAUGCAAAAUGGGAGGACGUGCUGACGCCGCACGAGCGGAAGCGGCUCACGUUCGCCAAGAGAAACGCUGCCGACUCAGGAUACUGUCAGAUCGACGAUGCGGGGAACUGCUUCGAUUGGAGCGUGUCAGCCGCAAUCGUCAAUUUGGACGUGACCGAAGGCUUCGACACUACGCGGAUUAGCCGCAUGCCUAGGCUGACCAAGGGCAGCUUGCUUUGGGACCUUGUCAGGGAGCGGCUGUUGGUCCCAGAGGAAUACUGGAUCGCCAUGGGCUGGCCGGUUCCGGGCGUGGUCCCGAAAUCUGCCAUCAGAUGCUACCCUCACGACCUGAACGCCGUGUCGUUCAGCCAUCACCGGAUGCUCAUGGGGAAUGGCAUGCACGUGGUAUCAAUGGGCUGCGUUUCCUAUUGGAUGAUGAGCGCGCCGACGUGGCGCCUGAAUCCGCGGGCCCGCUGA
Messenger RNA from Prorocentrum cordatum, 1302 nucleotides. The record is from the annotation of a GenBank genome assembly. Lineage: Eukaryota; Dinophyceae; Prorocentrales; Prorocentraceae.